AUGUACAUUCCGGCCUUGACACACGGUUUAGUAGCGUGGCUCCUUGGAGCCAGCGCUGUUGCAGCCGGGGCUCACGACCAACGGCCAUUCGGCCUCCACAAGACAACCGGAGGAGCGCAUCGCGCUGGUGCGGGGUUGAAGUCUCAUAUCGACUCGGGGUAUAUACCCUUCGAGCUCACUUCAUUUGACGCGGUGUCGUUCCAACCUUACGGCCAUUUGGAAUUUUUGAGUGCCGACUUCGUGACACUGGCGCACCCUGCGUUCCCCAAGUACAGGGUCAGGAUCAAGAAAAGCGACUUCUGCGACGGGACUGUGGCGGCGUACACCGGGUACAUUGAUAUUGAAGCGCGGCAUUUGUUCUUCUACUUCUUCGAAAGUAGGAGUGACCCCGCCAAGGACGACGUUAUCUUCUGGACAAAUGGCGGUCCCGGAGGGUCCUCGAGUAUAGGUCUGUUCAUGGAGCUCGGCCCUUGCAGGGUCGUCAAUUCCACCACGACCCAGUUCCACCAAGAGUCGUGGAACUCGAAUGCCAACAUAUUCUUCAUAGACCAGCCUGUCGGGGUCGGUUUCUCCUACGCCGAGUACGGCGAGUACGUGAGCACCACCGAAGAAGCCGCGAAAGAUGUCGCUGCCUUUGUAGCCAUCUUCUUUGAGCACUUCAGCUCGUUCAAGGGCCGGGCCUUCCACAUGGCAGGCGAGUCAUAUGGCGGACGUUACGUGCCGAUAUUUGCGUCAGCGAUAUACGACCAAAACCCCAAACUCGUCGAAGCCGGGCUGACACCCAUCAAUCUUUCCUCCAUAAUGAUAGGUAACGGCCACACCGACCAGUACUCCCAGCUCCUGUCCACCUACGACAUCCAAUGCAGCGGGGCCUCCCUUACGCCCGUCUUCGACAUCAGCUCGUGCAUUCGGAUGAAACAGGCCGUCCCGCGGUGCGCAAAAUUAUUGCAAGCCUCGUGCGUGGACAUCUUCGACCCGAUAGGGUGCUACGAGGCGACGUCGAUAUGCACGCUGGAGCUCCGAAUGCCGUACCUGGAGAGAGGUGGGAACCCCUACGAUAUCAGCAAGCCAUGCGAAGGGGGAACCGUCUUGGAAGGCAGCCUAUGUUACUCCAUCGUAAACAAAAUUGAUGAAUACCUCGCCCAACCCUCCGUCCGCGCGCAGCUCGGCGUUGAUGCAGCCGUACCGACCAACAACACCACCUACUCUCUAACAGUCGAGGCCCAGUUCGCCGCGUCCUACGACGACAUCCGCUCGUCGUACGACUACGUCGCGGCGCUCCUCGAACGCCGUGUACGCGUCCUCCUCUACGUCGGCUCGUACGACUGGACGUGCAACUGGGUUGGCAACGAGCGAUGGUCUCGCGAGCUCGAGUGGAGCGGGAGGAGCGAGUUCGCCGGACAGCCGUUGAGGGACUGGAAGGUGGACGGGAAAGUUGCGGGCAAGACGAGAAGCGCGAAGGGAUUCACAUUCGCAACUAUUGAAGGCGCGGGUCAUAUGGCUCCCUAUGAUCAGCCGAAGGAAUCACUCGAGCUGGUGAAGAAGUGGGUAAAUGGCGAGCGACUGUAAUAAUCAAACAGGACUGCGUGGAUCUCAACGCCGCAGUUGGCGACCCGCCGUUGAGGGAAGGUGGCAGGUGUCUGCAAAGAACAAUCCUUGUUCAGGUAAGAAUCCAAGGGUAUAAGAAGGCCAUCUUCGACGCCGUCUGUUCGUCUGUUCUUAGGUAUCAUUACUAUUGACAGCAUUCCUUUAUAUAUGUAUGCAACCCGUAAAUGGCGCUUGGAAGUACUGGG
This is a messenger RNA of Gloeophyllum trabeum ATCC 11539, 1793 nucleotides long. RefSeq names its product serine carboxypeptidase. NCBI's taxonomy places the organism in Eukaryota, Fungi, Basidiomycota, Agaricomycetes, Gloeophyllales, Gloeophyllaceae. The transcript has 12 exons. Bases 1 to 1569 code for a protein of 522 amino acids. Gene Ontology annotation, cellular component: fungal-type vacuole. The record is from RefSeq and is a predicted model, not a curated record. Gene Ontology annotation, molecular function: serine-type carboxypeptidase activity. Gene Ontology annotation, biological process: proteolysis.